AUGAUACGCGACAUAGGAGAUAUAGAAGAACAAGAAGAAGACGUUGGUGUACACGACGAAGGAGACAGAUUACUCGACAUACUGUGUGAUGUAUGCGGUGACCGUAGUUCUGGAAAACACUACGGCAUCUACAGCUGCGACGGUUGUUCGGGAUUUUUCAAGCGAAGUAUACACAGCAAUCGGGAGUACAUCUGCAAAGCCCAGGGUGCCAAGAAAGGACGUUGUCCGAUCGACAAGACCCAUAGGAAUCAAUGUCGUGCUUGUCGUCUCGCUAAGUGCUUCGAAGCUAACAUGAACAAGGACGCAGUGCAACAUGAGCGCGGACCGAGGAAACCGAAACCCCACGCGAUUAUGUCGUCGGAGAAGCAACAUCAGCAACAGUCGCCGAUUGUCACGCAAUUGUCUCCUCAUUCUGCGGCCCCGGUGCACAAUGAUCGAUUAAGACCGGCACUCGCUCCCCCGUAUGUUCUCUCGCCGCACAGAAGGUUAAGGUGCGACCAAAGAUUCACGCCUUACCCACGACCGAUGGCGCUGGUACAGAAACCGCCGGAGGAAUCACCGUCCCCCGUACCGCUGAUCCUACCGCACCCUCGCACGACCACGACCCUCUAUCAGGCGGCCACGACUGUCUCCCUAGCGCCGCAGCCUCCCCUUCUGCAGAUACUAAUGUCCGCCGAGGAAUGUCAGGAACUGGUUUGGAACGCGCGAUUGCAACCUACGGCGGAAUAUCCGAUGGAGCAGAUGGAGACGGAGACGAGUCGGAGUCCGACGGGCACCAUACAGAGCUUCAGCCCGACCUGGGAGAUGCUGCAGGAGACGACGGCCCGACUGCUAUUCAUGGCUGUCAGAUGGGUGCGUUGCCUGCCUCCUUUUCAAGCGAUAUCGAAGGACGAUCAGCUGUUGCUGCUAGAACGUUCCUGGACGCAGCUGUUCCUCCUGCACUUGGCGCAAUGGUCCGUCUCCUGGGACAUCACCGCGCUCCUCGAGGACGAGCAAGUGCGCAGCAGACUACCCACGGACGACAAUCCGACGAAUCAGGAGCUCGUCCUUAUUCAGGCUAUAAUAUGCCGAUUCAGGCAACUGUCCCCCGAUUUCGGCGAGUGUGGCUGCAUGAAGGCAGUGGCUCUGUUUACGCCAGAGACAGUGGGCCUGCACGCGGUCCAGCCUAUUGAGAUACUGCAGGAUCAGGCGCAACGUAUUUUAGUGGAUUACACGAGGUCGCGGUAUCCGCAGCAACCCGGUAGAAUCGGCAGGUUGAUGAUUUUAGUCGGAUACCUGAGGUGUGUUUCUUCCAAGACCGUCGAGCGCCUGUUCUUUCACGAGACCAUCGGGGAGAUACCUAUCUCGCGCUUGCUAGUCGACAUGUACCAAAUGGAGAAGUAUAUCAACUGAAGCGAAUUUUGCAUAUCGUAUAUGUACGCGCUGUACGCGUCAUAAGUGUGUCAGGACCACAGCGAGCUCGCAGCUUUCCAAAACUCUUCCGAUUCUCUCUUUCUCUUUCUCUCUCUCUCUCUGUAUAGAAACAACAGAAUAGAACAAGAGAAAAGUUUUCGAAAUCUGUAGUAGCACGAAUUUCCUUUCCGCUUCUCCCUCUCGAUUAUGUAGUAUACCGUUAAUAUCCGACGCGGAAGAUAGAGUUUACUGUUUUAUCAAAUUAUAUAAGAUGAAAUUUCUACACCAUUGCUGUUAAAGAAACAAUUGCUCUUUUAUCGGUAAUUUUUAUAGAACGCACCGUAAAGUGUUUGGUUGUCCCGUUGAUUGAAUUUGUUAUUUAUUUUUUCUUAUUUUUAAUAAUGUAAUUAAAAUAACAUUGUAUAUUCUUGUGAAAAUACAUUCGCAUUUAAUUGCUUUUGUUAAUGCUUUUACAAUAAACGUGCUCGAAUUUAUCCACUUUUUAUUACAUAUUAUAUUUUAAUGUAGUUUUAAGUAAAAAUACAAUACCCAAAUAUAUUCAAGAAAAUGUGAAAAGUGAUUAAACAUGUAUGUUUCUGACGACACUAGGCAUUCUACUCACAAAGGCCCUCGUACUAUAGUAUCCACUAUACUAUCGCAUUUCUAAGUAAAGUUUAUGUCAUUGCUUAUACAAUAUAUCAAACAGUCGUUUUUCUUUUAUGCAUGAUCCAAAUAAAAAAGAACGACGAAAUAAAAUUUGCACAUGGAGCGUUUACUUCAAUUCAUGUAUCCCGAUGAAAUGAAGAAAGAAGUAAUAGAAUUACAUGCACUUUUCGUAUAUUCGAGCUUCGGAUUAAUGUAGAUCGCAAAAGACUUGAUGAAAAAGAUCAUUUUUCUGCUGUAUCGUUCAAGCAUUUGUUUAUAAACCUGAGUUUUCUUAAAAUAGAAUAAUAAUCUAUUAUAAAUCCGUAUAUAUUAUUUGGAAUAAUAACUAUUUUCUAUCCACACAACUUUUAGAGUAUUUCAUACAGUAGAUGAAAUGCAAUUGACUGUAAAACCGUUUCGAAAAUUGUGCUCGAGGAAAUAAUCGAGAAUCUGUAAUGUACCAUAUGUCCCUCUCUGUGAUCCCCCUUGAGUAAAGAAUUAUUGUACCAAUUCGAUUUGUUAAAUAAUAAUGAUGCGUGGAAUAAAUAUCAUAUAUGUAUUGCAUCAGCAUAAUUGUAAGUUACACGAUAAAAAUAACGUAGGCAACAAAAGUAUCGCAAUACAAUUAUUAUAGUAAAAAAAAGUAUUGUAUAACAAUGUAAAAAGUGUGGUAUAAUAAUGGUGCUCUAAUUUUUUUUAUAUCAUUGCUUUGGCAAAAAAAUAAGUUUAUUCAUAAGAUUUGCUCGAAUUCAGUGCUGAAUUAUUAUUACGAGUGGCAACGUCAAACAAAAUCGGAUGAAAAAGAUGUAUCAUAAAGUGAAGUUGUACUCCACAAUAUAAUUGUUAUAUUCUCAAAUUCUUUUGUUAAUAGAAUUAUUAAAUUUGUUAUACAUUUACGUAAAAGAUAUUAUAGCAUACAGAAUAAGCUGUGUUCUGUAUUAAUAAAUGUCUCAUACAAAUAUA
Molecule: messenger RNA, 3000 nt
Organism: Temnothorax curvispinosus
Lineage: Eukaryota; Metazoa; Arthropoda; Insecta; Hymenoptera; Formicidae
Product: nuclear receptor subfamily 2 group E member 1-like
Exons: 9
Coding region: 1-1392 (463 amino acids)
Biological process (GO): regulation of transcription by RNA polymerase II; anatomical structure development; cell differentiation
Molecular function (GO): RNA polymerase II cis-regulatory region sequence-specific DNA binding; nuclear receptor activity; zinc ion binding
Source: RefSeq, a predicted model, not a curated record